AAAAAAAACUCAUGAUUUGAAAACUGAAAGAGAUCCCCAAAACAAGAAAAGAUCACUCUUUCCUCCAUCACUCUUUCCUCCAUGCCGACACUUUACGACCUUGCAACCAGCAAUCCUGUCAUUGGAACCGUUCUCAAGUUGGAGGCGAACUCGCCCCCAGGCAGUUGGCCAGUGGUUGGAGCGAUGCAAAUCCCGCGAUCAGCCCUGUUCAACAUUCUUUUUGAGUUGUGCGACGUCACUUCACACAAUAUGCGCCAUGUUGUGUGUGAGCUGAUGCUCGAUCUCAUCUAUGCCCGCUUUGAAGAACCAUCGAGCAAGUCGACGCAAGACGUUGCAGUUGUUGGCAACUGUCUCGACAUCUCCGGGCGAGUUUCGUCAUCUGAACUGCCACUUCGUCCAGGCUCUAUUUCGGCAAAAGAACUAGAGUGCUACAUUCAAAAACUGCUCCCAGACGCCAGGUCGGCCUAUGCUGUCACCACGCUUAUCCUCUCUGACAAUGAGCUCCGGAAUCCAGACAUGGCUUACGCCGCCGCGGCUGUUCAAUUGCUACCAUUGUGCCGUGCAGUCAAGUUGCGUCGCAAUCGGUUUGGCUACGGCACACCCGACCGCGCUAUGAUUGCCGAGCUGCGUAAGAUCGUCGAGAAUGAGUCUGUCCGAUUUGUCGAUGUCGCUGGCGAGAUGUUCACUGGCAGUGACUGGCAAGAGGCGUUCAGCGACUGGCCUGAGGCCCUCUGGCAAAAGCUUGUGUUUAUUCCGCUGGUUUGGCUGAAGGGACACAACUGGAACAACCCCGACAUUUGCGGGCCGUUCGUGGCCGCAUCUCGAGCAUGCCAUGAGCGCUACUAUGCCAGCAACGAGCCCGAGCCCAUCUUCUGAGGUUUCUGGUGCUCUCUUUUGCCUGAACCAUGCUUCGGAAAGCCUCAUGGCGAUAACCAUGAAGUCUCGCUUUUGGAAGGCGUCGAACUAUCGAACAAUCGAAAUGCGAGCUGGUGAAUCGUAAAUAAAAAAGUGCUAUCAUCGCAGUUAUCACACACAACCAA
This is a messenger RNA of Capsaspora owczarzaki ATCC 30864, 1040 nucleotides long. RefSeq lists its product as hypothetical. The coding region runs from base 82 to 876 and encodes 264 amino acids. The transcript has a single exon. The record is from RefSeq and is a predicted model, not a curated record. NCBI's taxonomy places the organism in Eukaryota, Filasterea, Ministeriida, Capsasporidae.